AUGCUGCGACGGGCCAGCCUCCGUCGUCGAACUCCCUCUGGCGACUCGACGACCGUGCGCGUUGAUGAAACGGCGCCGAAAGCAACGACUCCCACACCAUCUUCUCGAGCCAAUGCCAUGUCGAGGACGUCUUCUGCUGUAGCUUCAGCGCCUGUCGCUGCUACUGUCGCACCAUCCCUUUCCGCCACGACGCCAACGCCGGCGGGCGACGCGCCUGCUUCAUCAGGUCGUCUGUCACGCUUCUUCGGGCGCAGGAAGUCAUUCUCCGGUCCCGUUGGUGCCCUUCACAAACCUGAUUUGAUGGCCGACCCGGUUCCUGUGCUACGAGAUGCAAGCGCUUCCCUCAAUAAACGCUCUCCUCCGCUGGCCAUCAUCUCUGCCGACUGGCGAGAGGCACCAGACGCGACGAAGCCAGCUCCCGGCCUCAUUCAUAGCGGAGCGCCGGCUCCGCCUCCAGCCACCUCACCAUCCGAUACCGCCGCCGGACCCUCAGCCAACAUUGGUGCCGCCACGGUGAAAGCACAGCGGGAAUCAGCAGACGGCCAGAGCUGCAAAUUCUCUGCUUUUUCCUUUCCUGCCCUCCCCUACGAAUCAUCGCAAGAAGCAUCAUCGGCGCCGGAUCCGUCUCGCCAGAAACAGACAAAGCAUUCGACGAGUCGCUCCGUGCCCUUGGCAUCCUUGCCUACCUCAAGUGUCAUUCCGCUCUCUCAAUCUCAAACGGUCGCAGACGAUGCCGCAAUGCCGCCGCCGCAGCCCCGUCCCACCCGUGGUCGAAGUCUCAGCUUCAGUCUCAGUCACAGGAAGAGCAGCAAGAGUCUCUCAAUGAUCGGUCACAUGUUCGGCAGCAGCAGCCACGUUCCAGAUUCCGUGUCAUCGUCACCUCCUCUCCCAGCCGACGCUUCGACACUGAGCCAGAGAUACCCAGCUGCUGAAAGUCGCUCGAGUCAUUCAAACGAGCCGACCGCUUCUAGCCAUUCGCGCAGGCCUUCACUGCGGGAUCGGCUCAAACUAGGACGCGGCGCAGCAGGUCAGGGACCGCAGCGGCCUUCAACACCCGAAAUUGAAAGCUGGAAGCAAAAGCUUGCUGAGGUCCCCGCCCAUGCUGAAAGGUCUGACACAGAGCGCAAGUCGCCGGCUAGCAUCCAGGAUGUCUCCCAACCCAAGUCCGCCGAUUCACCCGUCAAAAUCGUUCGAUCCAGGAGCGCCAUCAGGCGUAAGCCUCCUCCCGAGAUCAAGCAAGAAGACAUUGACAGUAGCUCCAGUACUCCCGUGUACAGCAAGGCCUUUCGCACCCUCGAUGUCGAUCAUCGCGACGCUUCGCCGCUCGGCGGCAGCCCCGCCUCGUCGCCUGAGCUUGCCUUUUCUUCGAUGACAAGCCCACAUCGAAGGAAGUCCUCACCUCAGUCCAGCUCGCGAGACGUUUCCGUCCGGCGUGAUGAGGCCGCUGCGAACGUCCUUGGCCUCAUUGGCGCCCCUUCGGAAGCUUCGAAGCUCCUCGACACGCAUGGCCCAAGCAUCGAUGUUCAACCGAGCACACCUUCGCGCAAGGCCUCGCCUAAAGCUGUGAUCGAUCAGAGUUCACCGAUGUCGGUCUCGACUCAGCAGAACCUCGCACCUGCUUCAUCAUCCUCCCUGCUUCAGAGACGCCGAACGUCGGCUGCGCCUAGCGUUGCUGACACCUCUGCGUCGCUCGACAGGCCGUGGUCGCUGAUCAGCUCCAGCGAGGCUGAUACACCGCUCCUCAAGCUGCGCAAGCUCGUUGUCAACACCGACACCGACGCCUCCGACGACAACCGCGAAGAUGACCAUGUCAGCAACGGUCUCUUCUUCCGUCCUGUUGUCGGACCUUCUAACAACGCGGUUGGCUCUGACGAGCAGAUGACACGCGAUCUCACACCGAUCGGAAGUACACAAGAGGGUGAGUUAGAGCAGCUGCGAUCGGCCUCGCAGACCACGGUGCUGUCUGACACCAAACACGAGGUCAGAUCGGUCCCCUCCUCUGCUGCCAGUACCAUUCGCGUGCGUGCCGCUGGGAAAGCCCCAACCCAGCUCAGUCUCUCCAGUGCUGCCUCUGAGGCGUCCCACACUUCCACUGUGAGAUACGCAAGUGUACCUUCCGCGCUUGGGCAGUCGACUCAGCCAACGUCGGAAGUGCCCAUGACCGUCGAUGCCGCAGGUCCGGAAGCUGACAUGGUGGGGCCCCUGCCGGCGAAAAGCCCCGUUGCAUCGCAGCAUUCGCUGCGCGGCCGCCAGCACCGACGAGACGGAUCCGUGGGAUCCACGUACAGCCAAACGACGAUCCAGCAGGCACGACGAUCGAGCACCGCUUCUCGUAUCACGGCGCGUAGCAGCGGCCAAUGGAGCGAAAGUCGACUUUCCGAGGAUGCCUUGAGCGUUCUGGAGGCUGAAGUGGGUCAAGCUAGGCGUGCAGAGGUGGUAGCGCUUGGUAAGGGAAGAGUCCAGGACUGGGUUGGUGGAGGUGGCGCCGAUCGACCGCUUCCAACCGCCGAGGCGCCGACGCUCUCUCGCAGUAACACCCUUCGCAAGAUUGCACAACACGCAUCGACUGGGGAUGUGGAAACACACGUCGACCAACGAGAAGCUCAACGUCAAAGGACACUCAACGAGCAUCUCGAUCGUAGGCUGCAGCAGCUGUCGGAUUCCCAGCUCGUGCCGAAUGCAUCCGCUUCGCACCUCCGUGUGCCGAAGCAAAAUCCUCAAGCUGCGAGCUCGCCACAGCACCAAGGUGCGGCUGCGAUGGAAUCCUCGACAAGCGCAAGUCGAUCUGCUCCCACCUCGGCGACAUCUGAUGGCCCGCGCUUUGCGAGACUCUCCGCUUUCCACGACCGCAAGCAUCCCGAAGACUCGCAGCGCCUAGCGCCGCAAGAUGCGGCGCUCGUUGCGUCAGCUUCCAACCAGUCGAUGGAGGAGGCGAUUCGUCUCGGACGGGCACCUUCCAAGCGUGUCCGCCGCGAUGCCAGCGAGACUCGAAGUAUCGGUGAGGCCGUCAUGGUGCAGCGCGAAUCAGGCGCACGACACCCUCGACGCUCAGCGUCCCUGUCGUCCAAGAAAACGGCCCAUGCAAUCGACCAGCUCAACCCGACCUUGGCGCCCGUUUUGCCAUUCGUACCUAUGGCGAAUGCGCAGACCUUGAACGACCAGCAAGAAGCGCCGGCGCCGAUUCGGCAGGACGAUGAAAAGGCACAGGACGACAGCAAGAAGCAUGCCAAGCAACGCACGUAUGCGACUUCCGAGGAAGCGGUACGAGCCAAGCAGCUGGAGCUGAUCAACAGAGAGAGACGACUCGCCGAGAAGGAGGCCAGACACCAAGCUUAUCUUCAGCAAAAGUAUGCUCACAAGAAGCAGAAUGAUCCGCUCCUGGCAGCACGACUGGCUCUGGUCGGACUCGAGCCCCGCGAAGCUGUGCCACAAGUCGACGGCGAGCAUGCCGCAAUCACAGCAAAAGAAGCGGACACUGGCGCACGCGGCGGCGGCUUGCAGCCUCCUGCUGUGCCCGAGAGACGAGCUUCGUCGCGUCUUUCGAUUCCUCGCUCGUCGAUGGUGCGCAAGAACUCGGACACGGGGAGCGUCGCCUCCUUCCACACUGCGACCGAUGCUCCCGUCGCCGCGGUGCGUCCGGACACCUCGAACAGCAUCGCAUCGUCGCUGGCUGUGGACUUUGACUUCCCCGAGCCUCCUCGGCGGAUGACUGAACAGCUGUCGGACGACGGUACAGUGCUCAGCCGUGCCGGGUUGCAGCAUUCGCCACUCGGGCAGCGAUGGAAGGGACGUCGACACUAUGCUCGCGAAGACCAACGCUCGCAAACACCUCCGCUGCGUGACUCGAGCCUGCGCCACCGCGUUGAUGGCGAUGGGAGGGUUCACACACGCGCAGCUUUGCUCUUCUCAAAUGACACGGAUGCAAAGCCAGUGAUGUCGGCUUCUCAGUCCAUGCCAAGGCUGAUCGCGGUGCCAUCACUGGACUCCGCCCAACAAACCGCCACGCUACGACGAUCGCGAUCGGUGGGAUACGCCAGCCGCGACUUGCGCAAACUGACACGAGAGCAGAUGAUGCAGGACGCCUUGAACCAUCCCAGCCCUCCGGCCGUCCAUCGCGAGUUGCACAGCUUGCAGUAUGGGCAGGCGAAGGGGUUGGGUAUUGAGAUGGCAGACAACUCGAGCGCCUCAGGAAGGUACUCGAACGUCGCCACUCCAAGACAGCCUAUCGCCGCUUAA
This is a messenger RNA of Pseudozyma hubeiensis SY62, 4236 nucleotides long. RefSeq lists its product as hypothetical. NCBI's taxonomy places the organism in Eukaryota, Fungi, Basidiomycota, Ustilaginomycetes, Ustilaginales, Ustilaginaceae. The transcript has a single exon. The coding region runs from base 1 to 4236 and encodes 1411 amino acids. The record is from RefSeq and is a predicted model, not a curated record.